CCCCUUAUCCCACCCAAUUAGGGUUUCCUCUCAUAUCUCUGAUGUCUUUCCCUUUCAUUGGCUAAUUUAAGGCCAGUGCACAUAUAAUUCUUGGAAGAACAAAUUUAAGAACAGCAGCUUAAAACUAGCUCAUAAGUACUUGCAAGAGCUCCUGCACAGCUAGAGAGAUAACAAAGUGGAAUAUGGCUUCUUCAUCCAGCUCCUCCUACAACUCACCUUGUGCUGCCUGCAAGUUCUUGAGGCGCAAAUGCAUGCUCGGCUGCAUUUUCGCACCUUACUUCCCACCGGAGGAGCCCCAAAAGUUCGCCAACGUCCACAAGAUCUUUGGAGCCAGCAACGUCACCAAGCUCCUCAACGACCUCCUCCCUCACCAGCGGGAAGACGCCGUCAACUCCCUAGCCUAUGAAGCAGAGGCACGAGUCAGGGACCCGGUUUACGGUUGCGUUGGAGCCAUUUCCUUCCUCCAGAGACAGGUCCAGAGGCUCCAGAAGGAACUCGACGCUGCCAAUGCCGAUCUCAUCCGCUAUGCCUGCAAUGAAAUCAUAGCGACCCCGGGGAUGAAUCCGGUGAUUCAACAGCAAAUGGCUCCUCGGAGAAGGUCUAUUGAUCAUCACCAGUUUUAUCAGCAAGGUGGUGCGGCAAUUCCUCCUCCUGCAGCUAAUUUCCAGGUUCCUUAUAAUAUCCCAUGGAAUGUUGAUCUUCAAAACCGUACCUCCGGUGAUCACAUAAAUGAAGGAGGGGGAGGAGGAGAGGGAAGAGUGUGAUGAUUGAGUUGAGAUUUAAGAAGGGAGAGAGAGGCUCUCACAUGCAUUCACAAAAGGUAAAUAAGUAAAGCCCAAUUGAGUAGGGUUUCUCCAUUAGUAUCUGUUUAGUAAGUAGUACUCAUCGCGUUUAUAGCUAGCCUCACGUGUAGUACUAGUACUACUCUUCUAGCCAGACGAUGAUCGUUUUCAUACGGCUCUUCAUGUGUUCAGUUCCAAACAAUCUUCUUUAAAAUCCAAUAAUUUAUAGGUAUUUCAUGUCGAUUGCAGUGUUACAGCGUGGGAUUUGGGACCUAAAUAAGGCAUUUAGUGUGGCUACUAGAUCUCUUAUUCUCUCCUAAAGUAUAUUAUGUAGUGCAUCUCUGAAAGGCAUGCGCAUGCUGCUUAUUUGGGGUUG
Molecule: messenger RNA, 1158 nt
Organism: Argentina anserina (silverweed cinquefoil)
Lineage: Eukaryota; Viridiplantae; Streptophyta; Magnoliopsida; Rosales; Rosaceae
Product: protein LATERAL ORGAN BOUNDARIES-like
Exons: 2
Coding region: 183-764 (193 amino acids)
Source: RefSeq, a predicted model, not a curated record